Pyrenophora tritici-repentis Pt-1C-BFP is the source of this 1902-nucleotide messenger RNA. Its product is annotated as putative C6 finger domain protein. Gene Ontology annotation, molecular function: DNA-binding transcription factor activity, RNA polymerase II-specific; zinc ion binding. The record is from RefSeq and is a predicted model, not a curated record. Gene Ontology annotation, biological process: regulation of DNA-templated transcription. NCBI's taxonomy places the organism in Eukaryota, Fungi, Ascomycota, Dothideomycetes, Pleosporales, Pleosporaceae.
AUGGACUCUCACACUGCGACGGAGCGUGCCAUGCCGUCGCAUCCCUCAGCCCACCAUGCACCGCCUCUGCCCACCGAUCUGAAGCGCAAGCGCAGUCCCUCGCAUGAAAUGCAUCUGGCGCCGGCUCCCAUACCCAAAGCUGCUAAGCACAACCACCUGCAGAUCAACUACCUCGCUCGCCAUCUCGAAGAAGACCUACCACUCAUUACCAACGAUGACACCCUGCCCAACAUAUUGUCCUUGCUCAGUGACUACCAGGGCGUUCUGGACCGCCAUGAGAGCAUGGCCUGCAAUCUCGGCGCAAGGCCAUUGGGUCCCAUCCUGAUCAAGCGAUUCGAGCGCCUGUUCGAUGGACCGCCACGCGUAUUGAAGAGCCACGGCAAGGAUGGGACGAAUGUGACGUGGCUCGACGUGGUCGAGUUUGCGCGCAACAAGCCUGAGCAGUUCCAGCUGGACCAAAUGAGCGAAGGAGUGAGGGUGUGCCAAUUCUACACCAAGCAAUGCCGCGUCCAGAUUUCCGAGGAAGAUUUUGUCUUGAUAUCCUCUGGUAUUCCGCAGAAGAUGAUUCCUCCGCAACCCAUCAUCGAGGACGAGGAAAAGGAACUAGGCACAAUGGAGAUACUUGAAAAGAACUUGAGUCAGAUAUGUUCAUUAGCCGACCAGGUCGCUGCUCGCACUCGGCAGCUUAACCAUAGACUGAAGGGCCGCAAACAAGCCAUUCUUGACCGGCGAGCGACCGCAAGCCCAGCGCCUCAGCUUCCUCGACCUACCAGCCCUUCCAAUGUCGCUCUUAUGAACGGCGGCUCAGGUGUCUCGACCUCAGGCUAUAGUCAGGGGCAUGGCCAAACCUCACAAACGUCGCCCGGGGGUAGCGGUGGUUUCGUCGCAGUAAAUGCCCGCCAGCAUCACGAAUCGAAUGGUCACGGACAUAGCCACAGUCGCGGCCAUGGUUCUUCAUCGACUACCCGUCACGAGCUCCUCUCCAAGUUCCACACCUUGAGCGAACGGCGUCCGUCACACCCUCUACACAACAAUCCCGAUGCACGGGCACAGUCUGUCGGCCAUACCAUCUCUCAUCCUUCCACACCAUCAGCAGUCCCGGCGAGACCUGCUCCAAAACCCACCGAAACAUCACAAGCUUCUCAGCAGCCAAUUGGUAGACCAUCGCAUCCUCUAAACGAGUCCGAACUACACUCAAUGAUGAACUCUCCGGUCCCGAUACCCAAUACCCCUUCUAACUUGCUCCCUGCCUCAAGCCAACGCGCUAGUCAACAGCCCGAGAAAGACGAUGGGGGUCCUUUCAAGGUCGAAAUGGUGCACAGGAUGGAGAGCUUAGCUAAGGGUGACCGUAUAAUUCCACCAUGUGAUCGCUGCCGAAGAUUGCACAUGGACUGUCUUAAGAAUCUCACAGCAUGCAUGGGCUGCACCAAGAAACACGCAAAAUGCUCUUGGAAAGAGGUCCGAGAGGGAGAAUUGCGUGGUGGCUAUACCUACCCGCCUGGCACUACCAGCAAUGGUCAGAGUGAGACAAGUGAUCAUGAGGGUGGUGACCGUGCCAGCACAGGAAGUCCUACGGCAAUGAUGAGCCCAUCCCAUCACGGGCUUACGCCAUCACAUCUCGCGCACAGCAGUGGUCAGCAUACACCACAACCUCAGCCAGCUCAUCAUCCACAGCCAGAACAACGUGUACAACAACCAGCACACCAUGAGACCCCGCACGAGGCGAGGAUGGUUUCGGCCCGCAGCACCCCGCCUGCGCGGGAGCGGGAGCGGGAAAGGGAGCGGAACGUAGAAACGCAACUUCAGGAAGCUGCGCAAUCUAGCCUUGCCCAUGCAAAUGCAAGGUUGGCUGGACCGGAUGGUAAAGGCGGGGAAUAUGCCAACCAAACCAUGGUUGCGUGA